Paramuricea clavata is the source of this 583-nucleotide messenger RNA. Lineage: Eukaryota; Metazoa; Cnidaria; Anthozoa; Malacalcyonacea; Plexauridae. The record is from the annotation of a GenBank genome assembly.
AUGAUCAACAGAACGACAAUACAAGAAGAGUUAGAGCAGAAACGCAUCAUAAGCAAAAACAACCAUGACGAAACAGUAAGACCUAUUGGAAAAAAUUAUUGGAAAUAGAAUGGAUUUUUGAUUAUUCAUAAUAAUUGUAUAUUUCCACACUAUGGAUAUAGUAUCGAAAUAAUAUGGAUAUACCAUGGAUUUAGAGGUGCAAUAGCAAAUCUCAUAGUAUGGAUUUCACAUUUUCCCCCAGGGACCACAACACAACACCUUACAACCUAGUCAACACGCAUAUGCCAAACCCCCACAACAACAGUGUGGAAAACCAUGGAACUACGGGGAAAUUACAGAAGAAGAACCGACGCGAUCGUACACAAUAAGAACAACCAACGGAAUAACACGAAGGAUCGAGUCCAGAUCACAUCAGCACCACCACCAUCAGGUCCAGGAGUUAAUUUUGAUCAAAGAGCAACCUAGCUCAACCGAUGUAGAAGCAAUUCCUAUUAUUCUUCCAAGUAAUCCACCCAAGAAAGAAAGAAACAAUCACAGCACCAAAGGAAUCCGAACCAUCGACGCCCUUGGACGUCUUUCCUGA